Molecule: messenger RNA, 1363 nt
Organism: Malania oleifera
Lineage: Eukaryota; Viridiplantae; Streptophyta; Magnoliopsida; Santalales; Ximeniaceae
Product: exosome complex exonuclease RRP46 homolog
Exons: 8
Coding region: 232-963 (243 amino acids)
Biological process (GO): nuclear mRNA surveillance; poly(A)-dependent snoRNA 3'-end processing; rRNA catabolic process
Cellular component (GO): nuclear exosome (RNase complex); nucleolus; cytoplasmic exosome (RNase complex)
Source: RefSeq, a predicted model, not a curated record
AUUUAUUUAUUUUUUUGUUUUCAUAAAUUUUUUUUGUCAAAACCGUCCCUAAACUUCGACUUCCAUAGUUCCAUGGAUUUUAACCCAAAAGAAAGAAGAAAGCAUUGGUUUCUUAAUCACUUUACGUUAGCGGCAAGCGAAUUGAAUUCAAGCAACCGUGAAGAAAUUUCAAAGCCCUAAAUCUCUCUCUCUCUCUCUCUCUCUCAAAGUGUGGUGCGACUGUGAGAGACUAUGGAAAUAGAUAGGGCUGAUGGCCGUACGCCAAACCAGCUGAGACGACUCGCUUGUUCUCGCAACAUCCUUCACCGUGCCCAUGGCUCAGCGAACUGGUCUCAAGGAGAUACAAAAGUCCUUGCAGCAGUUUUUGGACCAAAAGCCGGGACAAAGAAGAAUGAAAACCCUGAGAAGGCCUGUGUUGAAGUCAUUUGGAAGCCUCAAACAGGGCAGAUUGGAAAACUGGAAAAGGAGUAUGAGAUGAUAUUGAAAAGGACUUUGCAAAGCAUCUGCCUUUUGACCGUUAAUCCAAAUACUACGACCUCAGUUAUAGUUCAGGUUGUCAGUGAUGAUGGUGCGCUUCUUCCAUGUGCCAUUAAUGCAGCAUGUGCUGCUCUUGUAGAUGCUGGAGUUCCUCUGAAACAUCUGGCUGUUGCCGUCUGUUGUUGUGUGGCAGAAAGUGGAUAUGUUAUACUAGACCCUACCAAAUUGGAAGAACAGAAGAUGAAGGCAUUAACUUAUUUGGUCUUCCCAAACUUGAUUCACUCAGUUCUGCCAGAAGGAUCAUCGCUUGUGGGAGGUGAACCUAUGGGGCAUGGUGUCAUUACAUCUGUUACCCGAGGUGUGAUGCCAGUGGAUGAUUAUCUUCACUGCCUGGAACGAGGGCGUGCUGCAUGUGCAAAGAUGUCAGAUUUUCUCAGGAGAAGCCUGCAGUCCCAACUCCCAAGUGACUCCACCAAGGCUGCGUGAUUUCUGACCUGAUUUCUAAAAGCAUUUGAUAAUCAACCAAUUGAUGCUGUUUCGUUGGUGGUGGUUGCUUCCUUGUCUGUAAUCGGAGAUCACACUCUUUUUUUCUGGUAGGUUAUCACAAGUUUUACCUAACCCACCUGAUGAGCAUAAAACCCAAUGUGAAAAUGUUAUGCAUUGGACUGCUAAUUACCCCAACACAAAGACAUACGAACCGGGGAAAAAGAAGAAAGGUAGGGGUUUACUAAGAUUAUUCUUUUGACAUGAAUGUGCCCAAUUGUGCUGGUUGAUUAUGGCUUAAUUCAGAUGUAAGAAAAAGAAUUGUAUGGUAAGUAAAGACAGCUCUAUCUUUUGUAGUCACUAGAGGGGUCGUAAUGAAAAUAAUUUGGCUUUUGAUGAUAAA